AAUCUAUUGCAUGUGCCAUACAAAUUGAGAAAUAUUUUUCGAAUCUCUUAAUAUUAAUAAUAAUUAUUCACCUACUAUUAAAUAUUAAUUAAUAUUUUUUUUUCCUGUUAGUCGGUAACUUCAAGUUGUUCUACAAUAUUGUUUCAAACAUCUUCGAAAGACCUCCUUUAUUGGCUGCGUAAAUCCAAAAACUAAAGGUGUUGAUAAUAGCUAUAUGAUAUAAAAUGCCAUUGAACGAGAAUGUUAUUCUCCUUGACAUUGAAGGAACAAUUACAUCAAUUAGUUUUGUUAAAGAUACAUUAUUUCCUUAUGUCUCCACGGUCUUAGAGGAUUACAUAGAAAAACACUGGAAUGAUGAGAGCUUUCAACAAGAUUUAGAAUUAUUGCGCGCACAAGCAGUUAUUGAUUCCAAUGUUAAAGGCUUUGUACCAAUAUCUUCAGGCAACGAUAACAAUGCAAAGAAAUCUGUCAUUAAUAAUGUACUUUGGCAGAUGAAAUAUGAUAAGAAAACUACUGCUCUGAAGCAAUUACAAGGUCAUAUCUGGAAAGAUGGAUAUGAAAGUGGUCUUCUAAAAGGUCAUUUAUAUGAAGAUGUAUUACCUGUUUUAAAUAAGCUAACUGACUUGGGUAAAAAAAUAUACACUUACUCUUCUGGGAGUACAGAAGCUCAAGAGUAUUUAUUUCAAUAUUCCAUGUAUGGAGAUGUGUCUAGUAUAUUUUUAAAAUAUUUUGAUACUAAAAUGGGUCCAAAAGGCUCGGAAACCAGUUAUAUAAAUAUUGCUAAUGAGAUAAAUGUAAACUGUAGUGAUAUUUUAUUUUUAACUGACGUAGUUGCUGAAGCAGAAGCAGCUGUAAAGGCCGGCUGUAAUUCAAUUCUUUUGGCAAGACCUGGUAAUGCUCCUUUGGAUUCUGAGAAAAGUUCAAAGUUUAGGAUUAUAAAGACAUUAGAUGAAUUAUUAAAAAUUGAGUAUGUUGUACCUAAAUACAUAUAAUACUUAAAAUACAUUUUGAUAACCUUAAAAUUGUAAAAUCAUAAAUACAUCUCAUUGAUUAUAAAAUAUGUUAUAUUUAUAUUUUAUUAAUAAUUAUUCUUAUGAUAUGCUAGAAAAUUGAAAAUAUAUGUACAUUUUAAUUAAAA
Molecule: messenger RNA, 1138 nt
Organism: Aphis gossypii (cotton aphid)
Lineage: Eukaryota; Metazoa; Arthropoda; Insecta; Hemiptera; Aphididae
Gene: Enoph
Product: enolase-phosphatase E1
Exons: 2
Coding region: 225-992 (255 amino acids)
Molecular function (GO): magnesium ion binding; acireductone synthase activity
Source: RefSeq, a predicted model, not a curated record